AUGUCACCCAAGAACCAUAAGGGCAUGAUGUCUCCCGUAUCAAUCCAGUUUGUCAAGAUUGAAGAAUUUUACGAGAAAUACUGAGGGACUGGUUUGUGAACACUGGACGGAUAUUUAAUAACUGAGAAGAUGGCGUAUGCUUACACAAGAAUAAUGACUGCUCUGGAAGCUAAAGGAUUAGGUUCCAUGUCGGUUAUGAUUGCUGGAAACAAGGAGCAGAAGAAAAAAUAUCUCUCCCGACUCAAUUAAGAACCAUUGAUGUAUGCAUAUGGAGAUACAGAACCUGGAGCAGGAUCAGAUGUUGCUGGGAUUAAAACCAAGGCUGAGAAGAAAGGAGAUAAAUGGGUGAUAAACGGUCAAAAGAUGUGGAUAACCAACGUUGGAGUUACAAACUAUUACUUCGUCCUGGCGCGUACCAACCCUGAACUUAAGUGUCCAGCUAGCAAGGCCUUCACAGGGUUUAUUGUGUACGCAGAUACUCAAGGAGUUACUCCGGUUAGGAAGGAGAAGAAUAUGGGUCAGGGCUCUUCUGAUGCCAGAGGAAUCACGUUCGAGGAUGUUGUUGUACCUGAGGAGAAUGUUCUCAUCGGAGAGGGUGCAGGACUCAAGGUCGCCAUGGGAGCUUUCGACAAGACCCGUCCUCCCGUCGCUGCUGGAGCAGUAGUUAUCUCACAGCGAUCCCACGACGAGGCGACAAAUUACGCAAAUCAACGAAAAACUUUUGGAGUUACCAUUAUCUAACGUCAAGCAGUGGUGUUCAUGUUGGCGGAUAUGGCGCAUGGAACCGAGGCGGCUAGAUUGGCGUAUCAGAAGUCUGCUUGGCAGGCGGAUGAUAAAAUCAAGAACUGCUACAUGGCAUCUAUCGCUAAGUGUCUCGACGGAGAUGUCGCAAAUAAGGUGUACUGUAGAAUGAGCUCCAACGGAAGAAUUUCGACGUUAAGAAACUCGAGGACCUACCUCCCGUCUCACUCAAACUCUGGAGUAUACUGUGUACCUGGGAUACACGCUGAGCUGUUACCAGGGGUUGUCGAGUAGUGAGAGACUACUGUACAUGAAGACUCCUAUGGCUGAGCUUGGUAAACUACUACUUGAAAAUCUACCUCCUACAGACCAUAAACCGGUCAAACGAGCCAAUGUGCAUGAGUUAACUUUCCAUGUUAAUCUCAUACACGUAUAUAUAUCGGCGCAUUUUAAAUAUUUAUUGAA
This is a messenger RNA of Eurytemora carolleeae, 1206 nucleotides long. Its product is annotated as probable medium-chain specific acyl-CoA dehydrogenase, mitochondrial. Gene Ontology annotation, molecular function: flavin adenine dinucleotide binding; medium-chain fatty acyl-CoA dehydrogenase activity. The transcript is spliced from 6 exons. Lineage: Eukaryota; Metazoa; Arthropoda; Copepoda; Calanoida; Temoridae. Gene Ontology annotation, cellular component: mitochondrion. The record is from RefSeq and is a predicted model, not a curated record. Gene Ontology annotation, biological process: fatty acid beta-oxidation; medium-chain fatty acid catabolic process.